CUUGGUCGCGCUUGCAACGAAUCUACGAAUCUUUUACGCUUAGCUAACGUGCGGAGAUCACAGCAUAACUAAUGCUGCUGCGCUGUUAAUCUUGUGGGGAAUAAAAGAAAAAAUGUAUUGAAACUCGUCUGGUUUGCCGGUGAAAUUUAUGUUGUUGUAAAAUUACAAGAAUUAUGCAUAAUUUAUGUGUGAACAUGUGUGCGCGGCAAUGCUUUUGAACGCUCAGCGAUAAAAAUGUAUUUCUGAAUAGAUAAACGAUACGAACGAGUGUGCUGUUGUGUGUAUGUGCGCCUGCGCGUCAAGCAGAAUGUCUGGCGAGUGACCAAGAAGUGUCGCUUUGAAGGCGGUCAAGACACUAAAACGUCCAUUUAUACCGCUAAAUGUGACCUAAAACUUCUAUAAAAAAAAAUUAUAAUAAAUAAAUAAAAAAAAUUGUAUUUAGAUAAAAGCCACAUGAAUUCUAAACCACGCACAAUAUUUGGCUUUUUGUAUGAAUUUUUAUGAAAAAAAAAAAUUUUGAAAAAAAUUUCACUGCUAUUCUUAAGAAGCAAAAAAAUAACGGUAUUAGCGCGCAUAAAUUAUAAACGUUCGAAAAUAACAAUACUCGCACGCCCAUUUACAAUAUAACUGUAAUCACAGCUACCCAAGUGAAGGCCCAAAAUUUUACGUCUCCCAUUAAAUUGAUUGCUGCUGAUACAUUGUCAACAAGCGUGGACUAUAUACAAGCAGCAAAAACACCAGCACCAACAACAACAAUCACAAUAAUAUUAACAACAACGAUAUAUUGUUGAUACUUUGUUGUGGAAAAUUAUAAGCUUCGCUGCGGCAUAAAUCCCCAAUGGAUUGGUCACGGCGGAAUUAUGUGUUCGCUCUGCUGGCGCAUACAUUGACACUGGCGACAUUGUUACCAUUUGCACACUGUUGGAGUGCAACAACAACAACAUUGAACGCAGCUGGUGGCAAGACAGGUGUUGGUGGUGUUGGCGCUGGUGGUGCAGCAAGAGCACAGAGCGCGAAUGAAGUAUCGCCAUAUAUAGAUUUAAUGUUAUGCCCGUUGCGGGAACAGUCAUGGAGUUGUGCGCGGCAACAAUCUGGACGAAUACUGGAUUUAUGGGAUGGUGAAUUGAGUAUGCAAUGGCAGAAGUUGAAAGUGGAAGCCGAUCGUCAGCUCAACGCGACCAUUGAAAAGCGUGGCUACAGCGCAUCCGAAACGCUCACAAAGGAGAAACCGUCCACGAUUUUGAAGAAAAUCGAAAUUGGCACGAGUUACAUGAAAAAGUAUUUGGCGGAGACUAUGGAUGGCUUCUUGGGGCGCGAGUACGACUAUGUGCAAACGGCUCCGAAACAAAACUUCAACAACGAAAACAAUCAAGUUGAAGAGGUUGAAGAGGCAGAGGAAGAGGAAGAGGAAGAGGGGGAGGAGGAGGAGGAAGAGGAAACCGAUAAUGAUGAAGCAGGAGAAGAGGAUGAUGAUGAGGAAGAGGAUGGUGUGGAGCAUACCGAAAACGCACAAAAUGACGAAGACGACACACAGCAACACAUCGUCACCUUUCAACGACGCCCCGUGAGUGUACACAACCCACAGCAGCACAGCGAUGUGGCGCCCCUAAUCGGCACCGCGCCUGGUUUUGCCAACCAACACAAUUCAGCGGAUGUCGAAUUUAUAGAGAUCGAAGACAAUGAGCAAGAGAACACGCCACCAGGGCAAUUAAAGGGCGGCGGCGGUGGGCAUGGUGGCGGUAAUAAGAAGAGACGCAAAAAUAAACGUAAGAAGAAGCCAGAAACACUGUUAGUCGUACAACCGGCAGAAUUAGAAUUACAUGGUCAUGGCGGGCAUGGACAUCAUCAGCAGGAAGCUAUCGAAUGGGUGCCCGUCACACAUAGUAAACCGGCGAAAACGAAACCAAAACGCAAGAAGAAGAAGAAGCAUCAAUAUACAAACGAUGAGAGCGUUGUUGUGGUUGAACACGAACCAUCGGAUCACUUGGGCCUGGGACUGCUGGAGGAGCUAGCAGAUGCAGUCGAUGUAGGGGAUGGUGGUCAUAAGCGCAAGCAUAAGAAACCAACAAAAUAUGGUAGAAGCGUUGGAGUAACGCGUGGCAAGAAGAAGAAGAAGAAGAAGGCACUCGCUAAACUGGUGUUGUUGGGCUCUUUCUUGAAGGCGAAAAUCGAGUUGUUACUGAAAAUUUUGGGAGCGCAUUUACAAAUCAAAUUCUUCGCCAUCGCUUUAAUUGGUCUGCUGAUAAAUAUUGCGAGAUUUUGGAUUGAUGUCAAGCGCGGUGGCGCGCCCCAAAAGGUUGUCUAUGUUGAACAUGCACACCAUCAGCACCACUAUGAGGACCAUGGCGAUGAUUGGGGUGGCGAGUCGGGCGGCAGCUAUUGGAAGCGUUCACUGCAAACGGAUCCCACUGUAGAGGAGGCGGCAACCGAUAGCUAUCAGCCGGUGGGCCAAAGCUCAGAUCCACACUAUCUGGCAUAUCACGGACAGUGGCAGUGAGUGAAGCCAUCUGGGCAUCUGAUAAGAAGACAUUUUAAAUGCACAAAAAUAUUUUCGUUCAAAUUUUCAAUGCAAAAGUUGUUUUUUUAUUUUCCAAAUAUU
Molecule: messenger RNA, 2599 nt
Organism: Ceratitis capitata (Mediterranean fruit fly)
Lineage: Eukaryota; Metazoa; Arthropoda; Insecta; Diptera; Tephritidae
Product: cilia- and flagella-associated protein 251
Exons: 6
Coding region: 839-2497 (552 amino acids)
Source: RefSeq, a predicted model, not a curated record